Molecule: messenger RNA, 228 nt
Organism: Paramecium sonneborni
Lineage: Eukaryota; Ciliophora; Oligohymenophorea; Peniculida; Parameciidae
Source: the annotation of a GenBank genome assembly
AUGAGCAAACCUGGAAUAGGAUUGAAUAAACUUCAUAUUGUUUUUAUAGAAAAAUCUUUUGGAGAUGAUGAUGAAGGAAAUACAACAAGAGAUUAUUCUGAGAAAACUAUUUUAGAAAAUAAAGUACGAUUUGCUGAUAACACUUUUAUUUGUUUAUUUCAUCAAUAAGAUAAAGUAACUUAAAUUAAAGAUGGUAAGAAGAAAAUUAUGAUUGAAUGUUUAAAAUGA